Molecule: messenger RNA, 2528 nt
Organism: Vollenhovia emeryi
Lineage: Eukaryota; Metazoa; Arthropoda; Insecta; Hymenoptera; Formicidae
Gene: Tfb1
Product: general transcription factor IIH subunit 1
Exons: 8
Coding region: 198-1877 (559 amino acids)
Biological process (GO): transcription by RNA polymerase I; nucleotide-excision repair; transcription by RNA polymerase II
Cellular component (GO): transcription factor TFIIH core complex; transcription factor TFIIH holo complex
Source: RefSeq, a predicted model, not a curated record
AGGUCGAUGGUGUUGUCCGUACCGACGCGACGGUCCGUCCGUAGCUGCGGCGCGCUCGCGAUGCGUCUACCGCGGUGUGUUUCUGCACAUGGCCGUGCCGCUCGGCGGAUCUUCACGUUACUCCGCGGCUCUCGGCGACCCGCCACUGGAUUGCGUCUACCAUUUUUGAAAGAAUUAUAUUACGCCUUGCAUCCACCAUGACUACGUCCUCGGAAGAUGUCCUGAUGCAAGUGGGUCAAGUGCGUUUCAAAAAGGGAGAUGGUACUUUAUAUGUGAUGAACGAACGGAUAGCGUGGAUGCUCGAUAACAGGGACACUGUGUCUGUGAGCCAUAAAUAUGCUGAUAUUAAGUUGCAAAAGAUAUCUCCGGAGGGAAAAUCAAAAAUACAGCUGCAGGUGGUGUUACACGACGGUACGUCGUCCACAUUUCACUUCGUAAAUAAAAAUGGAUCAGAAGCACAGAUUAAAGAUCGCGACGAUGUGAAGGAGUUGUUGCAACAGUUACUACCGAAAUUCAAGCGGAAAGUUAAUAAGGAAUUGGAAGAAAAGAAUAGAACCCUUCAAGAACAUCCCAUGUUGCUUCAAUUAUAUCGCGAUCUGGUAAUCACGCAAGUGAUAUCGUCUGAAGAAUUUUGGUUGCAACAUGCUGCAGAAUAUACGCAAGCUAAGAAGAUUCAACGUCAAGAGAUAGGUGUUAAUAGCGCUUUUCUGGCGGACAUUAAACCACAAACCGACGGUUGCAAUGGAUUAAAAUACAAUUUAACUGUCGAUGUGAUAGAAUGUAUAUUUAAGACUUACCCAGCUGUUAAAAGGAAACAUCAAGAAAAUGUGCCUCAUAAAAUGUCAGAGUCUGAUUUCUGGACGAAAUUCUUUCAAUCACAUUAUUUUCACAGAGACCGUAUCAAUGCUGGGACCAAGGAUCUUUUUACCGAAUGUGCCAAAAUAGAUGAUCAAGAACUUAAGAAAGACCUUCAAACUGGGAUAAAUGAUCCUUUGGUAGACAUUACCUCCUUUGAGGAUCAAUCACUGGAUGAAAAUUACGGAAGCGGAUGUAGUAAAUCAGACAAAACAUCAGGAAAUAUUGUACAUCAAAAUAUGAUCAAGAGAUUUAAUCAACAUAGCAUAAUGGUUAUGAAAGCCAGCACUGCCAAACAGUCGAUGCAAACCAAUCAACCACAAUUAAAUGGAUCUACACCAUCUGCGAGUAAAGUAACAAAUAACGAACUGGAUGAUGGACCAAAGACUAAAAAACGUAGAAUACAAGAGAAGAUAACUUACGAUGAUCUUGACCAGAGCUGUGACGUAACUACAAAUAAUGGAGCACCGUUAAAUCUGACGCAUAUAGAUAGAUAUCUGCACGGACCUGUACCAGGAUAUGGAAAUAUAGAACCAACCUCGGAAGAAUUAUUCAUUACAUUAAGUCAUUUAAAGAAAGAAGCUUCUGGAUGGAUAGCCGGUAGUACGUUACCGCGGCAAGCAACGACUUCUUUAGUUAGUCCGGCCGCAGCGGUGUCAGCUUUGGGUGAAUUGACACCCGGCGGAUCCUUAAUGAAAGGUUUCCGAGAAGAAAGCCUUGGACAGUUAAUACCGAAGGAUUUAGAGAAAGAAUUACGUAACGUAUACGUGUGCGCGUGUGAGCUAUUGAAGCACUUUUGGCGAAGUUUUCCUCCGACAACACCACAACUUGAAGAAAAAGCGAUCAGAACGCAUGAAGCUUUACACAGAUUUCAUUCCGCUAAACUAAAACCGUUUGAGGAUCGUGUGCAAAGAGAAUUUUCUGCAGUUAGUCAGCACUUGACGAGUCAUCUCAAUCAAUUGUUAAAUACCGCGUAUAGGAAGUUUGCAGUAUGGCAACAGCGAAAGAUGCAAAUGAGGUAGCCCUUCAUUAAAAUCCCGUAAAGCAUUAACGUAAAUAAAGCAGCAAUAUUGGUCACAUAUUGCAUUUCUUAAUGUUACCGUAAUUAGAUAUUAAUAUCGAUGUAUUUUACAAGAAGAGGAAAAAACCAAAGCUAUGCCGGGUCUAUGCGUCCUGGUACUACUACAUAUUGUUUAUUUAUUAUUGUUUAUAAACGUGUUUAUAACUGUUUUUUAAAUUUCUCUUCAAACUCAUUCAAAUCCAAUUGCAGCCGAUGAUGUAUCAACUCGCAAUUAUUUUUGUUAGAAAAAUUUGCAGCUUAUUUAUUUACUUCUACGCUACGAUACGUUUAAAAACACACGGACGAAACAUUCUGAAAAUAUCUUCUUAAAAACUCACUGAAAAACGUAAUGGAUUUGUAAAUUUAUGCGCGAAAUGAUUUAGUUAAAUAUAGUCACCUAUUGUUUACAAUAUGCGACUAUUUUAGUUCAAGUUACAAAUUGUGAGUGAGACGGGCGACUGCAAAUAUUGUACGAUAUCAAAGUAACUGUGAUAUCGCCACUGUACAAUCAACAAGUUUGUUAAUAUAGUUUUUCGCCUUGAUAAUGCCUUUGUAAUUACAAUCUGCAGCGACUGUAUUGAUAUGUACGGAACAACAAUUUACUACAGUUUAA